This is a messenger RNA of Spizellomyces punctatus DAOM BR117, 852 nucleotides long. Its product is annotated as type 1 protein phosphatase-activating protein YPI1. Gene Ontology annotation, cellular component: nucleus. The transcript has 3 exons. The record is from RefSeq and is a predicted model, not a curated record. Gene Ontology annotation, molecular function: protein serine/threonine phosphatase inhibitor activity; protein phosphatase 1 binding. Lineage: Eukaryota; Fungi; Chytridiomycota; Chytridiomycetes; Spizellomycetales; Spizellomycetaceae. Bases 71 to 511 code for a protein of 146 amino acids.
GUUCCCCCGUUUCUUUGUCUGGUCUUUGACGUCGUGUGCGUGUGGGUUGCAAGUUGUUCAUUACCUCAACAUGCCCUCUCCACAAACAACGCAUCUGGCGGAACCUGAACCGAAUUCGUCCUUGGUGACGGCUACCGCCCCUCUGUCUACUGGAUCACGAACUAUCACAGUCCAAGAAGAGCAACUACUCCAACAACCAUCGACGCAAAUACCGAAUGCAGGAACACUCUUACUCCGAGGCGGAAACCUCAGUGAACGACGAGUUCAGUGGGAUGAAAAUGUUGUGAACAAUGAGGGAAUGGGCCGCAAAAGCAGCAAAGUCUGCUGCAUAUAUCGCAAGCCACACAGUAUAGACGAGUCGUCAGACUCGGAAUCAUCGUCAGGAUCAGAAUCAGAUGACGACCCUAGCAAGCCCAAUGCAUACGAAAGAGAACCAAGAUCUGUUCGAAAGCGCAGGCAAGAGAAAGGAAAAUCACGCGCUCACAUACACAACGCAAGCUGUGCGCACUAGCAGGGCUGGCACUUUUAGUGUAGAGGUGACAGAAACUGGCACUAGCUACUACACCAGGGAAUAAACCAGCGACAACUGGUUCGGAAAAGCCAAGUAAUUCCCUCCUUACAACCAACCAACUACCACUAGGCCCAAUUACACAUGCAAUACAUUACGGUUGUUCUAACCGGGUAACUAAGCCCACCACAUGAGAGAAAUCCUACUAAGCCCUUGAUUCCGAAAUUCUUUAGUCGGAGGAUGUUCAGAUACUAAGGUAGAUCAGAAUUAGACUCGGAAUAUGCAUGGGAAAAUACAAAGACAAUGCAUACCUGCGAUCGUAGCAAUAUAGUAGUAGCAGCGUU